AUGUCGGCACCUCCGCAUCCACAUGCAGAACCGCAGUCGACAACACCCACUGCAUGGUCGUCGCAAAUGUCUACCUUUCCUACGACAAGCGGCACUGCUGGAAGCCCCAGCUUCGGCCAGUAUUCGGCAUCUACGGCCGCGAUUCUCGAACGCAUCCAAGGGAAGAACGGCCAUGCCGCCGGCAGUGCUGCCUUUGAAGCGAAGCGGGCAGAGAUCUUGCAGAGUUACGUGACCAGCGACAAACUACCGACGCCCCCGCCAGCGGCGAACACGGGACGUAGAGGAAGAGGGGGACGAGUUAGCACACCAAGUGGACUGAAGACGGAAGUCGGCGCAUCACCGUCGGGCCCUUCCUCUGGUCGUGGAUCCGGUAGAGGGCGAGGAAGGGGACGCGGUCGCGGUCGCGGAGGACGUGGAGGUAGAGGCGGCAAGCGGAAGCGGUCUGAGAGUGACGAGGAGAGCAAUAACGACAACGACGACUCGGACGUCUCAGACUCGUACACCCCACUACCCACACAAACCAAGUCCGGCCGAAGCGUCAACAAGCCCGUCACAUUUGUACCCGUCAUUCCAGAGCCAGCCAAGGGGGUGAAGCGGAGGAAGUCCACCAAGACACUACUCGCUGCGAAGUGCAAGACCUGUCACCGAGAGACGGACCCCUCGAACAACCGGAUAGUAUUUUGUGAUGCGUGUAGUACCGCGUAUCACCAAUACUGCCAUAACCCACCCAUCGACAAUGAGGUCGUCACAGUGCUGGAGAAGGAGUGGCUGUGUGGACCAUGUAUACGGGCCAAGCAGUCCGUCGUAGACGGCGCACAGGAUCUGGUCGCUGCGGAGGACCUGAGUAUAGAUGAGAAACGCGCAUACUUCAAUACCCUCCCACAAAAUCAGCUAGUUGGCCUCCUUCUGACUGCUACGAUCCGACAUCCAGAACUACCCAUAUUCCCUCCGAAUGUAAAGAGCCUGAUACCCGAGACCUCAGCCAUCAAGUCAGAAACGCCGCAACAACAACCCUUAUCCACCCAACACUACACCAACUACCAACCCCCACCAUCCUUUAACCUAGGUCAAAUAUCUUCGACUCCAAACGGCCACACAACUACAAGCCACACACCACAAUUUUCAUCUCAUUCACACUCCGAGAUGGACGCUGCAGAAGCACAACUCCUCGGCGAGAGCAGCCACCAGCCGCGCACAACAAUAGAUCUGGCAGGCAACCAGUACGAAGAAGACGACGGCUACGACACCGACCCACCAGCACACUACCCGAAAGCCGGCAACGGUCUCGCACGUACAUUGCGGCCAGAGAGCGAAGAUCUCAAUUGGCUUGUCGACGACAACUUUGAGGUGUUCAGCCAUAGUUACCAGGGAGACGGGACAGGGCUGGGCGCUGAUGGCACACUGGAUGGUAUGGGAGAUGGACAGAAAGUAGUUUAG
This is a messenger RNA of Alternaria ventricosa, 1437 nucleotides long. RefSeq lists its product as uncharacterized. Gene Ontology annotation, cellular component: nucleus. Bases 1 to 1437 code for a protein of 478 amino acids. Lineage: Eukaryota; Fungi; Ascomycota; Dothideomycetes; Pleosporales; Pleosporaceae. The record is from RefSeq and is a predicted model, not a curated record. Gene Ontology annotation, biological process: chromatin organization; regulation of DNA-templated transcription. Gene Ontology annotation, molecular function: DNA binding; chromatin binding. The transcript has 3 exons.